GUGGCAAAAGCUGUAUCAAAUGCUCUAAACAGAUGUGUGAAUUGUUUGCCAGGCCAAAGAGAUGUUGAUGCAGCUUUAAGAACUGUUGGUGAGGCCAGCAAAAGACUACUUGCAAACUCAUUCCCACCAAGUGCCAAGAACUUUCAAGAGGCUCAAGGACAUCUAAAUGAAGCAGCAGUUGGUUUAAAUCAAUCUGCCAAUGAGUUAGUUCAAGCAUCUCGUGGAACCACACAAGAUCUGGCAAAGGCAUCUGGCAAAUUUGGCAAAGACUUUGAUGAAUUCCUACAGGCUGGUGUUGAAAUGGCUGGUCAGUCCAAGGAUAAAGAAGACCAGGCUCAGGUAAUUGGAAAUCUGAAGAGCAUUUCAAUGGCGUCGAGCAAACUGCUUUUAGCAGCCAAAGCGCUGUCUGCUGAUCCGACAGCUCCCAACAUCAAAAAUCAACUUGCUGCAGCUGCACGGACUGUCCGAGGAAUGCUGGAUCAUCCCACUGAGGCCGUCAAUGAUUUGUCUUACUUUGAUUGCAUUGACAGUGUAAUGGAAAAUUCCAAGGUUCUGGGAGAGGCAAUGACUGGAAUCUCUCACAAUGCCAAGAACAGUGAUCUACCAGCAUUUGGCGAUUCAGUAAGCACUGGUUCCAAAGCUUUGUGUGGACUUACAGAAGCAGCUGCUCAGGCAGCAUACCUUGUAGGAAUCUCCGAUCCCAAUAGCCAUGCAGGUCAGCAAGGAUUAGUAGACCCAGCGCAGUUUGCACGAGCUAAUCAAGCGAUCCAAAUGGCUUGUCAGAACCUAGUAGAUCCAGCCUGCAUUCAGUCACAGGUCUUGUCUGCUGCCACUAUUGUUGCAAAACAUACUUCUGCCUUGUGCAACGCCUGCCGUCUCGCUUCAUCCAAGACGUCCAACCCUGUUGCUAAGAGACAGUUUGUUCAAUCAGCGAAGGAGGUGGCGAAUAGUACGGCCAACCUCGUGAAAGCAAUCAAGGCACUGGAUGGUACAUUCACAGAAGAAAACCGUGAGAAUUGCCGAGCUGCAACAGUUCCUCUAAUUGAAGCAGUGGAGAAUCUGACAGCAUUUGCUUCCAACCCAGAGUUUGUCAGUGUUCCAGCUCAGAUUAGUCCUGAGGGACUUAAUGCCAUGGAGCCCAUUGUUGUGGCUGCGAAGACAAUGCUGGAUAGUUCAACAGGUCUCAUUCAGACUGCUCGGUCCCUUGCUGUGAACCCAAAAGACCCACCAAAAUGGUCUGUCUUGGCUGGACAUUCUCGAACUGUCUCUGACUCUAUCAAGAAACUCAUUACUUCUAUCAGAGAUAAAGCUCCUGGACAAAGAGAGUGUGAUGAAGCCAUUGAUGUUCUUAAUCAAUGCAUCAAGGAUGUUGACCAGGCAUCUUUGGCAGCGAUUAGUCAGCAGUUGGCACCACGGGAAGGCAUCUCUCAAGAGGCAUUACAUGACCAAAUGGCUGGAGCAGUUCAAGAAAUCAGCAAUCUCAUUGAUCCAGUGGCGACUGCAGCUCGGGCUGAGGCUUCACAAUUAGGACACAAGGUAUCUCAAAUGGUGAGUUACUUUGAGCCACUCACCAUGGCCUCAAUUGGUGCAGCAUCAAAGGCUGUCAAUCACCAGCAGCAGAUGAAUUUGUUGGAUCAGACCAAGACGCUGGCAGAAUCUGCACUUCAGAUGUUAUACACAGCUAAAGAGGCCGGCGGCAAUCCAAAGCAAGCAGCUCAAACACAGGAUGCUUUGGAUGAGUCUGUGCAGAUGAUGAAGGAAGCUGUGGAGGACCUGUCAGGAACACUGAAUGAUGCAGCUAGUGCUGCGGGUGUUGUGAGUGGAAUGGUGGAUGCCAUCAACCAGGCCAUAAACAAGAUUGAUGAAAGUGCUCCAGGUGAGCCAGAUGGUUCAUUUGUUGACUACCAGACCACCAUGGUGAAGACUGCUAAAGCCAUUGCUGUAACUGUUCAGGAAAUGGUUACUAAAUCAACCACCAAUCCAGAUGAACUGGGGACUUUGGCCAAUCAGCUUACCAAUGACUAUGGGCAUCUGGCACAAGAAGCCAAACCUGCAGCUAUAACUGCUGAAAAUGAAGAGAUUGGCAACCAUAUCAAGAAUCGUGUGCAAGAACUGGGUCACAAUUGUGCCUCUUUGGUUCUCAAAGCUGGUUCUCUCCAGUGCAGUCCCAGCGAUGCCUUUACUAAGAAAGAACUCAUUGAAUGUGCUCGCAAAGUCUCUGAGAAGAUUUCCCAUGUGUUGGCAUCCUUGCAGGCUGGCAAUCGUGGAACUCAGGCUUGCAUCACUGCUGCCAGUACUGUGUCUGGUAUCAUAGCUGAUUUGGACACAACAAUCAUGUUUGCUACAGCAGGUACACUAAACCGAGAAAAUGAAGAGACCUUUGCUGACCACAGGGAGAACAUUCUAAAAACUGCUAAAGCUCUGGUGGAAGACACAAAGUUGCUUGUAUCUGGAGCUGCUGCAAGUCAAGAGAAGUUAGCGCAUGCCGCACAGUCCUCAGUUGUCACAAUUACCCGACUGGCAGAGGUGGUGAAAUUAGGAGCCGCAAGCUUGGGCUCAGAUGAUCCUGAAACACAGGUUGUACUGAUUAAUGCAGUGAAAGAUGUAGCAAAAGCCCUGGGAGAUCUUAUCAGUGCGACAAAAGGAGCUUCAGGAAAAGCUUCAGAUGAUCCAUCCAUGUAUAAUCUCAAGAAUGCUGCCAAGGUUAUGGUGACUAAUGUGACUUCACUGCUGAAGACUGUAAAGGCAGUAGAAGAUGAAGCUACUAGAGGAACACGAGCUCUGGAAGCCACUAUUGAGCACAUCCGUCAAGAACUGGCAGUAUGUAUUUCAUGUUUACAUUUAAUAAAG
Molecule: messenger RNA, 2850 nt
Organism: Rhincodon typus (whale shark)
Lineage: Eukaryota; Metazoa; Chordata; Chondrichthyes; Orectolobiformes; Rhincodontidae
Product: talin-1-like
Exons: 20
Biological process (GO): platelet aggregation
Cellular component (GO): focal adhesion; plasma membrane
Molecular function (GO): integrin binding; actin filament binding
Source: RefSeq, a predicted model, not a curated record